This is a messenger RNA of Loa loa (African eye worm), 254 nucleotides long. RefSeq lists its product as hypothetical. The transcript has 2 exons. The record is from RefSeq and is a predicted model, not a curated record. Lineage: Eukaryota; Metazoa; Nematoda; Chromadorea; Rhabditida; Onchocercidae. The coding region runs from base 1 to 198 and encodes 65 amino acids.
AUGGAGAAAAUUCGAAGCAUUAUACAUCAUACAACUGUUGAACGCUUGGAUGUAAUGAAAAAUAUGAAAGAUACUCAAAGCUCUGGUUCUAUCAAUUUUGCAGUUUUGGAGAACAGACUGCAAGCUCUCGCGGUUCUCAUGCUGCAUUAUUGUGCUGCUUUACAGAUAAAUGAUUCACAGAGACAUACUCUUCAGUGACAUGGAAAUGAUGAUCGCAGAAUAGUUUACCGUUUUUAUUUUCGCUCAAAGUAUGC